Molecule: messenger RNA, 993 nt
Organism: Pleurotus ostreatus (oyster mushroom)
Lineage: Eukaryota; Fungi; Basidiomycota; Agaricomycetes; Agaricales; Pleurotaceae
Exons: 5
Coding region: 1-993 (330 amino acids)
Biological process (GO): retrograde vesicle-mediated transport, Golgi to endoplasmic reticulum
Cellular component (GO): endoplasmic reticulum; SNARE complex
Molecular function (GO): SNAP receptor activity
Source: RefSeq, a predicted model, not a curated record
AUGCCACCCAUACCCGCUGUGUACGAUGAAGAGGUUACUCAGCUCAUAGAAUCCACUCAACGACGCCAGAAGGAUAUUGCCGACUUCCAAAUACCACGAUUGAGGACGUGCAAUGGACCUUUGGCGCUACAACAACGCCUCUUUGUGGAGCUGCGGGAGGAUAUUGACCUGUACGCACGGGAACUCCAAAGCCUAGAGUUGCUUGUCGCUGACCAACGAAGCGAGAAGGCUCGUAGGGAACUACAAGCCACCGUGUCCGACUACCAGGAAAUACUUGCGAGAUUAAGACGGGAUUCAAGAGGAGCCCUGUUGACCUCCAAGCGUCUUCUGGAUAACCAAAGCAAGUCAAAUCGAGAGGAACUGCUGCGCUCCAAUGUUGUGUCAGAGAAGAAGGAUGUGAAUGAAACUAUAACCGAGGACAAGUUGAUCAAGGCCAAUAACGACGUAACGGACGCAUUACGACGGACCAUGAAUCUUAUGCAGGGCGAGCUUGAGCGGUCUGUUCUCACAACACAAAUGCUAGAGACAUCUACUGCUUCCUUGCGGUCAACGUCUACGACUCAUGACACUCUGACGAACUUGAUGGGCACCUCCAAGCAUCUAAUAACAGCGCUAGAGAAGGCAGACUGGCUGGACCGGCUCCUCAUUUUGGCUGCACUGUCUUUCUUCGUUCUGGUGGUCUUGUUUAUCCUGAAGCAAAGAAUUGUAGAUCGCGGAUUGAGGGUCGCUUUCUGGUGGACAAGAUUUCUGCCUGGCGGGGUUCAGCGUGUUCCAGAAGACGUACUCGGAGAAGCAGAGAAAGGACUCCAUGUCCCUGUCAGCUCGAUCAGCGUUGCGACAAGUCUGGCAACAGCGGCAGUCUCGUCGCUAAUCUCUGCGGUCACGCCCUCGUUAGCGGCUUCCCUUUCGUCGACUUUGGCAGAUACUAAUAGCCAAUUGACCUCGUCGUCGAGUCUUCCGGAGGCAACUGUUGCCGAUCACGUUGAGCUAUAA